This is a messenger RNA of Tarenaya hassleriana, 1979 nucleotides long. RefSeq names its product sugar transporter ERD6-like 6. The record is from RefSeq and is a predicted model, not a curated record. Gene Ontology annotation, biological process: transmembrane transport; carbohydrate transport. The transcript has 18 exons. Lineage: Eukaryota; Viridiplantae; Streptophyta; Magnoliopsida; Brassicales; Cleomaceae. Gene Ontology annotation, molecular function: sugar transmembrane transporter activity. The coding region runs from base 297 to 1760 and encodes 487 amino acids. Gene Ontology annotation, cellular component: membrane.
CGUCUCCACGGCUAUUGACAGCCAUAUUAAAUAAAGCCCCAGAGAAGAAAAAAAAUUAGUGAAGACGGGUUCGAUAAUCCGUUCGUGCCCGAGUUUCGCCAUUAAAAUUCUCGCAAACCCAAUUCUCCAGAUCCACAAAAGGCCAAAUCUUUGACGAGAUUCUUCGAAAUUUUCACCCAAAAUCUGCUAAUUCCCAUCACCCGAAAAUCUUGAAAGCUUGUGUUUUUCUUUGAAAGAUUUGAAUAUAAGAGCUCGUGUUCGUGUAUUUAGGAUCGUGUAGUUUUGUAAUUGCAAAGAUGAGUUUCAGAGAUGAUACGGAGGAUGGGAGGAACGAUCUUCGGAGACCGUUCUUACACACAGGGAGUUGGUACCGGAUGGGUUCGAUGCAAUCUAGUAUGUUGGGUUCGUCGCAAGUGAUUCGAGACAGUUCAAUCUCGGUCUUGGCAUGCGUCUUGAUCGUUGCCCUUGGCCCUAUUCAAUUCGGAUUCACGUGUGGGUACUCUUCUCCAACUCAAGCUGCCAUCACCAAGGAUCUCGGCUUGACGGUUUCCGAGUUCUCUGUGUUUGGUUCUCUGUCCAAUGUGGGUGCCAUGGUUGGGGCAAUUGCCAGUGGUCAGAUUGCAGAGUACAUUGGUCGGAAAGGGUCUCUGAUGAUUGCUGCAAUUCCUAAUAUCCUUGGCUGGCUUUCCAUAUCAUUUGCAAGAGAUACUUCCUUUCUUUACAUGGGACGGCUAUUAGAAGGUUUUGGUGUGGGGAUCAUCUCUUACACGGUGCCUGUAUAUAUAGCUGAGAUAGCUCCACAAAACUUGAGAGGUGGAUUGGGUUCGGUUAACCAGCUCUCUGUUACAAUUGGAAUUAUGUUGGCUUAUUUGCUCGGUCUCUUUGUUCCCUGGAGAAUUCUUGCGGUUUUGGGUGUGUUGCCAUGUACAAUAUUGAUACCAGGUCUCUUUUUCAUUCCUGAAUCUCCUCGGUGGCUGGCCAAAAUGGGUUUCACAGACGAUUUUGAGACUUCUUUGCAAGUUCUUCGAGGAUUUGAUGCCGACAUUACCACUGAGGUCAAUGAAAUCAAGAGAUCUGUAGCAUCAUCUAGCAAACGUUCUACAAUCCGGUUUGUAGACCUCAAACGCAGAAGAUACUAUUUCCCCCUUAUGGUUGGCAUAGGGUUGCUUGUACUUCAACAACUUGGAGGAAUUAACGGCGUCCUGUUCUAUUCCAGUACAAUUUUUGAGUCUGCAGGGGUUACAUCAAGUAAUGUGGCUACAUUCGGGGUCGGUGCUAUUCAGGUCAUUGCCACUGCAGUAGCAACAUGGUUGGUGGACAAGUCAGGACGUCGGCUUCUUCUUACAAUAUCUUCUGUUGGGAUGACAAUUAGCGUCGUUAUCGUGGCGACGGCCUUCUAUCUGAAGGGCUUUGUAUCAGCUGAUUCCAACAUGUACAGCAUUCUGAGCAUCUUGUCUGUAGUUGGAGUAGUGGCUAUGGUUGUUGCUUUCUCCUUGGGAAUGGGACCGAUUCCUUGGGUCAUUAUGUCUGAGAUCCUUCCGGUGAACAUAAAGGGUCUGGCCGGAAGUAUAGCAACGCUUGCCAACUGGUUUAUCUCGUGGCUGAUCACCAUGACUGCGAACUUGCUCUUGGCCUGGAGCAGCGGAGGGACGUUUAUGCUUUACGCGGUGGUAUGCGCCUUCACGGUGGCGUUCGUGAGGCUGUGGGUGCCCGAGACGAAGGGGAAAACGCUCGAAGAAAUCCAGGCAUUGUUCAGAUAAUACAAAGGGCUUGUCUUUCGCCUUUCAAGAAACAAGAAGCAGAGAAAUCUUGAGUCAUAUAUGAAUUGGCUUAGGACACAUGCAUCUCUUCUUCGUCUUAAUUGUCUACCUUACGUGUUUUAUGUUUUGUCUUCCAUUCCAUUGAUAAAUAAAUUCAGAGGAAAUGUGCUGAUAUCAAUUUAAUAUAUAUAUAUAAAAAAAAAACUUUUGCAACGUAUA